Molecule: messenger RNA, 207 nt
Organism: Colletotrichum truncatum
Lineage: Eukaryota; Fungi; Ascomycota; Sordariomycetes; Glomerellales; Glomerellaceae
Product: conidiation-specific expression protein
Source: RefSeq, a predicted model, not a curated record
AUGGAUUCUGGAAAGAACAACAACCCUCCCGUUUCCCCUACCGGUCGCCGACGCAGCUCCGGCACUCUUUUCCAAGGCCUUAUGGAUCAGAAGCGUGGUGAUGGUACUGCUGCACGGAGACAAUCAAUGACCGACUCAAAGCCUCAGCCAGGAUUUAUCGGCCAGAUGUGGCAGAAUUGGACGAGAGGUCCAAGCCCUCCUAAAUAA